[Torrubiella] hemipterigena is the source of this 3826-nucleotide messenger RNA. Lineage: Eukaryota; Fungi; Ascomycota; Sordariomycetes; Hypocreales; Clavicipitaceae. The record is from the annotation of a GenBank genome assembly.
GCCAACACAUGUCCAAAAGCUAUUGUGUGUGCCUGAACCAGUCCCUGAGCUACUGCUGCUGUUGUCCACAUCAUCACCACGACGAAUCUCCCACGCCCGCCCGCCUGCUGCGUUUUCGACUGCGCGCAAUAUACAAAUAAAAAUACCUCUGCACUAUAAAACCACAAUUCAUACAAUAAUCCACCUCUGCGCUUGAUCGCAACGCGGCCGAAUGUCCAACUACUACGGUAGCCAGCAGGGCGGCGCCCCCCCCUACGGCAACAAUCAGGGAGGCAACGCACAAAACCUCCAGUUCUACCCGUCGUCCUAUUCGCCCAACGCCGUCUCGGGCGCCGCUACUCCCCAGCAGGCGGCGUACGGCUUCACUAGCACCAAUAAUGCCGGCUCGGGCUUCUCGUCCGGCGGCUUUGGCGGCGCAGGAGGCGUGUCUGGUCGCAUGGGCGAGCACGGUGGCCUGCGAACGGGAUGGCUGGCUGCCUUUUCCACAGAAGGCUACGAUGGCGAGCCGCCGCUGCUCGAGGAGCUUGGCGUGAACUUUGACCAUAUUCAGAAGAAGACCCUCGCGGUUCUCAACCCCUUCCGCCACAUCGACCAGCACAUCAUGGACGACUCCGACCUCGCCGGCCCCGUCCUCUUCUUCCUCCUCUUUGGAUUCUCGCUGCUCUUUUCCGGCAAGGUCCACUUUGGAUACAUUUACGGCCUCGCCCUUCUCGGCUCGACUAGUUUACAUAUGAUUCUGUCUCUCAUGUCUCCCGACGACGACCCCACCACUGGAGGACAGUAUGGCCAGUUCAACGAUGCUCACGGCAAUGGACAGCAGCAGGGCGGCAGCAUCAGCGGCGGCCACUUCUCUGCCACGCUUACCUUUACUCGCUCUGCGUCCGUCUUGGGCUACUGCCUGCUGCCUCUUGUCGCAACCUCUCUCUUUGGCAUCGUCAUGUCCAUGGACACGCCCAUUGGUAUCUGCAUCACUAGCGGUGCCAUCAUGUGGUGCACGUACAGCGCCAGUGGCAUGUUCUGCGCCGUGGGCAGAAUGAAGGGCAUGCGUGGACUUGUUGCGUACCCUCUGGCUCUCUUUUACGUUGGCUUUGGCAUCAUGAGCAUUUUUAGCUCCAGGGGAGCUGGAUCCUUGGCUAAUGCUGCCGCCAAGCUUAAUGUCUAGAAUGUAACAACAUACCAAACCUUUACGACGCAGAACAUAUAAUAGUAAGACAGGCACUUGAGAGUCAGGCCAAAGAGGAGUGCAAAUGUGGUAGACUUGAGCAUAGCAUGGUUGGGGAAUAUUGCAAUUCACGAAGGUUUACGAGGCGGAGAACUAGUUGGUAAUGAAUAAUACAACGAGUAUAUCGGGCAGAAGUCGAAAAGCGUAGCCUUAGAAUAUAAAAACAAUUUACUCUUCCACCCUGUGUACUUUUUAAAGCAACAUUGAUGCUUAGUUCCCGUCGCCGUAACCCCACCAUUUCAUACAGCGUCUCUCGUCAUUGUAGAACUAACAGAAUAAGAGACCGCAUAGAUGAAAAGAAGCCCUUUUCAUCGUCUCGUGUCAAGAAACCGACUCGGGUAAAAUGAACGCCGACAAGGGAGUUACCACAGAGGAAAGAAACAACAAGAAUUAGAGACAGAGCAACCUUUGCUGGAGCUCAGCUAUAGUAGUAGGAAAAUGAACAGCGUGGGUGGUCAGCCAUUCAAAAAAGGGUCUAAUGUAGAAGAGGCCAGACGAAAAGAGAAAAACAAAAGUGCAAUGCAUGAGACUGAUAUAGAAAAUCGCAAGAAAAUGGUGGUCGUACAAAGAACAUUGGGCUAUUGUGGCAUGGUUCGGGGUCUCUAGUGGACGCCGUUGGUCUGCGCCUCAGGCUUGCCGUAGAGAAUAGAGUAUUGGCCACCAGCGCCGGCGCCGAGAAUGUGCUUACCGCGCACAGCGGUGUUGUCGAUAAGAGUAGGCUUCUCGAUUUCGUCAUCGGUGCCCUGGCCAGUCUGGUAGUUGGCAGAGAAGCCCCAGGAGUAGACCUUGCCGUCCUUGGAGACUGCGAAGCUGUUGUCGGAACCGGCAGCAACGGCGCAGAUGUUGGGAGCAGCUGUAAUAGUAGUUAGCUUUGUGAUACUCUAUAUGUUAGGAACAGAUAAGGGAAAACGUACCAGGGUUAAUGGUGGGCUUGAAUAGAAUACGGGCGGUGUCGCGCUCGUCAAAGAUGACAUCCUCCUUGUUCAGCUCCGAACCCUCGAAACCAACCUGGUAGCCGUCAAUGCGGCCCCAGACGAAGAGGUGACCAGCAUCAGAGCAGGCAACGGAGUGGUGGCUACCGCCGUCGACCUCGGUGAUUUUGUGGCCGUCGAGCAGAUCCAACUUCACAGGCUUCAAGAUGACCGCAUCGUCAUCACCGGCGUUGGCUUGGAUACCGAGCUCGCCAAAGUUGUUGAGACCCCAGCCCCAGACCUUGCCCUCCUUGUCAAUGGCAAAGGAGUGGUACGCACCACAGGCAAUCUUCUCAAUCUUGCCCUUGGGGAGACCCAUACCCAUUGGUGUGAGAGACGAGAGCUUGUUGCGCUCAAUGAUACGGCGACCGAGCUGGUUCUGCUGGCCAGAACCCCAGGCGAGCACGUUGCCCUUGUUGUCCAGGGACAGGAUGUGGUUGGAGCCGGCGGCCAGCUUCUGGAUGUUCUUGAGCGUGGGCAUCAACAUCGGGCGAGUCUGGACGUGGACAUUCUCGCUGAAGCCGAGGAUACCGUCGCUUGAUCGGAACGUGCCCCAGCCGUAGACGCGGCCAGUCUCGGUCAGGACAAAUGUGGCGCUGUCGCUGGCAACAACUUGGACAAACUUGGAGCCAGGAGCAAAGAACUCGGGGAGGACCUCGCCUGGAGUGCUUUCGUUGGGGUUCAUGCCGGUGUCGUCCUCGUCAUCGUCAGAGUCGUCGGCGGCGUCCAUGUCCCGCAGGCCACCGUCCCAGGUCGUGUCACGACCAAGCGCACCCUGGUCAUUGACACCCCAGGUCAGGAUCUUGUUGUCGUGAGUAAUGGCAGCAACGUGCAUACCACCGCAGGCAAUCUGAACAACGCCGACCUUGCCGGCAGCGAGGUUCUCGUUGAGGCGAGGGCGCUUGACGUCAAUAGGCUUCUUGCCAUUGACCUUCUUGCUGCCUAGGCCCAGCUCGCCCGACGUACCUUCGCCAAACACGUAAAUAUCGAGACGCUGUGUAGGUGCAUCGUUGAUUUUCUUGCCCGCAUCGGCAGGUAGCGCCUUUUUCGAAGGCGCCUUGGGGACGGCCUUGAUGCGCUUGGCCUGGGGAGCGGCGGCAUUGGGAGCAUUGUCGACAUCGUCGUCGGCUUUGCGCUUCAGUGAAGAGGAGUCGGACAUUUCGUCGGCGUCUUCCGUCUUGGUAUCCUUCUUCUUGGGAGCAGCAGUAGCGGCAGUGGCCUUCUUGGUGUCCUUUGCCGGUGUCUUGGCCCGAGCGGAAGCCUUGGUAGAAGUAGUCUUCGCGGGAGCAGCUUUCGCGGGAGCUUUAGCAGGGGCCUUUGUCUUGGCUGGAGCUUUGGCUUUUGCAGGAGCAGCCUUGGAUGCAGCAGCUUUGCCUUGAGCAGCGGCCAUGGCGAUUGAGUGCUGUGCGGAUCGUCUUUUUUUUGCUUGUUAUGCAAGGGAGGGCGACGGGUUGGUGUCAACGACCUGAGACAAGCGGAACGCGACGGCGGGUAUCGAAAUCGCGCGUGCAGUGAAUCUCGACUGAUUGAUAUCUGUACCGACAAUGGAUGCAAAGAGAUGCCAAUCGAUGAUAAACACCUGGAAAGUUUGAGGGGUUAAACAAGAAUCAGCGCUGUGGGAGGUUUGCCUCUU